AGCUGCCAGAAAAUAGAGCUGCCUGCUCAAACUGCUCCAUCUUCAGCCUGGCAAGGAGAGAGGCAGGAUGCAGCUCAGGUUUUGGCUGGUAACUGGCAUACUGGCGGUAGUCCUGGGCACGACCUUGCCUCAGGAGACCGUGUGUCGGGCACCAGAUGGCAAGAACGGCAUCCCAGGAGCCCCUGGCCUUAAUGGGAGGCCAGGACAGAAAGGUGACACGGGAGAGCCAGGGAAACCAGCACGAAGAACUGGCAUCCGUGGACCCAAAGGGGACGAGGGUGAGCCAGGGCCUCCUGGUAAUCCAGGAAAUCAAGGCUACCAUGGUCCAAGUGGCCCCCCUGGGCUCCCAGGCCAACCAGGGCCAAAGGGAACCAAGGGGAAGGCUGGCAGCAUCAAGGAGCAGCCGCGCCCUGCAUUUUCAGCCUCACGGCAGUUCCCGCCACACAGGGGCAACACUGUGGUGUUUGACAACAUCAUCACCAACCAGGAAGACUCCUACAGCGCCCAAACUGGAGAAUUCACCUGCCGCAUCCCUGGCAUUUACUACUUUGCCUACCAGGUCAUCUCUAGUGGAGACCUCUGUCUGAGCAUCACCAAGAACAAGGAGAGCGUAGUCAGCUUCUGUGAAGACAACAUUCGCAAUAUCCUGCAGGUGAACUCAGGCAGCUGUGUGCUCAGUCUGGCCAUAGGAGAUAAGGUCUCUGUGAUCACCAGCUCACUUCAAAACAUGAUUUACAGUGGCUCUGAGGCAGACAGCGUCUUCAGUGGCUUCAUGCUGUUCCCACAAAUGGGCUGAUGGACCAUAGGCUUCCUGCUGGCCAGCCUAGACCUGACUUGCUUAGUAUCAGAGCAUUGCAGUGUGCAUGUGCAUAGGUUUUUGUGCCCCACAAGUGCAUAGGGUGGCCUUAUGUCAUGGCUGUUGGGGCUAUCCUAGUACAGGAAACAGCCAUGAACUCUGCCAGUGCCCCAAGAUUGUGCUUCCACCAGCGUCACAAAGUGACCAGGCUGUAGGUGACCACCGCAGUGAUGAGACCUUUGCCUCCAGGCUGUGCUGAGACUGCCUUUCUGUUGCAGCUGGGCAGGAAAGUCUGUUCUCUCCCGGAGAAAGAGGACUCUUGGCCCCAGCAGCCUGAUCUGCUCCUGUGUUCUGAGAUCCCACGCCAGAGGGGAUCAGUUGUCACCAGGGCCAUUCACCAGCUGUGGCUUUUUGUUCCAGAAUGGGAAAUCACCACAUGUCACCGCUUUUGCUGCACUAACCGUUGCAAACGCCUCUCUGGCACAAGGCCACUAUUGCCUUUCACAUCCUUCCCAUCAGCACAAAUAAACCCCCUUU
This is a messenger RNA of Rhea pennata, 1333 nucleotides long. RefSeq names its product complement C1q A chain (gene C1QA). Lineage: Eukaryota; Metazoa; Chordata; Aves; Rheiformes; Rheidae. The coding region runs from base 68 to 796 and encodes 242 amino acids. The transcript is spliced from 3 exons. Gene Ontology annotation, molecular function: protein binding. The record is from RefSeq and is a predicted model, not a curated record.